UCAACAGCCACAGCCACACGACGACAGCAGCAAGCGGCAACACCUCAAGAGUCGCACCCUCCAACAAAGCAGCACGGAGUGAUUGAUUUGGUCCUCCUACGGCACUGCUGGCUGUCUAAUAAUUCUAUUCUUUCCAAGCAUUACUGUUCGCCAUGUUCUCCCUUUCCGCCCACUGCGGUCUCGUUGCACAACGACGCUUGGUGCCGUCGGCGGCGAGUACAAGAAUGCUCGUCGAAGUCCAGCAGCAGAGCCCAUCUUGGUCGCCAUUGGCAUCCUCAUCCCACCCACAGGACCAGCAAGUUCGCUUUCGUAGCAAUCGAUCGCGCCGAGGAUUGUACGAUGGAAAAGACAUUCGUUCGGGAAACACGCUUUCGUUCAGUAUGAAGGCCAACAAGCGCAAGUUCAAACCCAACGUGAUCAAAAAGCGCGUCUACAGUGAAAUUUUGGACGAAAUGAUCCCCUUUCAUGUGACGACGGCAGCCUUGCGAUCCAUUGACAAGGCCGGUGGACUGGACAAUUAUCUCUUGAAAAGCAAACAUGUGACGGAAGGUGAGGGAUUGGCGGCCAAAAAGAGGGUCAAGAAUGCCAUCAAAUUUGCAGAAAAACGAGCCAGGAGAGAUGCAGAGCAAAACAACAAUACCAGUACCAGCACCACUGCUCAAGAACAAGACGUGAGUCUCUCCUAGCUACCUAGCUACCAGGCAACAGAGUGGUGAAAUAAGGAAAUGAACGAGUUGGGCAACAAACUGUCUUCAGAGAGUGAUUUGAAGCUGUUCAUUCUAUUUUCUUGCAGAUGGAUUGGCACUCGCCGCAAAACAGCGGCACCAAUUACAUGUAGGUACGGUAACGUCAAUCUUGGAUGUAAAUAACAGAUCAGAAGUUCCUCUUAUAAAAGCGUACUGUAUUAC
Molecule: messenger RNA, 908 nt
Organism: Seminavis robusta
Lineage: Eukaryota; Bacillariophyta; Bacillariophyceae; Naviculales; Naviculaceae
Source: the annotation of a GenBank genome assembly